Molecule: messenger RNA, 3329 nt
Organism: Clunio marinus
Lineage: Eukaryota; Metazoa; Arthropoda; Insecta; Diptera; Chironomidae
Source: the annotation of a GenBank genome assembly
GUCAUUGAUUUAAUUUCCAGUGUUCAGUGUGGUUUCAUUAAACAAAAAAAUCAAUUUUAAAUAUAAAUAAUUAAAUAAAAAUGCGUUUAUUUGUGACAAUUUUGUUAACUGUGGUGACGAUUGCAUCAGCCCAGCAGCACGAAUAUGAUCCCGCUUUGUUAAGACAAUACUACGCUCAAGCAGCACAACAGGCUGGUGCAGAAGCUACACAAAGAGUUGCAACGCCCAUCUUUGAACAACAAGAACAACCUCAAUAUACGCAACAAAGAAGUUACCCAAGACAACAACAACAAACCCAAGCUUAUGUUCCUGAACAACAACAUCAAGCGAGACAAUAUCAACCACAAGCUCAGCAGCUUCAAUAUCAACAAAAGGCACAAGCAAAGGCAAAGCGACCACAAUAUACACAACAACAAGAAGAAGAAGCUCAGGAAGAUUAUGACCCCAACCCUUCAUACCAAUUUGGAUUUGAUGUCAAAGACGAUGAGUUCACCAACUACCAAAAUCGUAAAGAACAACGAGAAGGAGGCGUUAUCAAAGGUUCAUACAGUGUCGUCGAUAGUGAUGGCUUCAUUCGUACUGUGAGUUACACUGCUGAUCCAAAAGAGGGUUUCAAAGCUGAAGUUAUUCGAGAACCAACUGAUAUUGUUGUGAAAGUUCCAACACCAGCACCCCAAACUCAUCAACCUCAUCAAGAAUUCCGUCAAGCUCCAAAACAACAAGCACAAGCACAACCUAGUCAUCAACAACAUCAACAACAAUAUCGUCAACCUCACCAUCAACUGUAUUCAAUGCAUCGGCCUGGUUUCUGGCACGUUCCAAAGUUCAAGAGCAAGGAAUCGCAAACAACUAAGAAGAAGGUUCACUUUUAUGACGACAUUAGAAAGAAAGGAAGAUUCGCAAUGAGUCAAUUAUAUCAUGAAUUUGGUGUGACACUGCAACGUCGAUCUGCUGAUGAUGCUUGGGGAAUUAGACUUGCAGGCGGUUCAGACUUAAAUUCACCGCUAAUUAUCAUUCGGGUUCAGCCUGAUAGUCCCGCACAACGUGAACUUAUUCGAGGUGAUAUCAUAACAAAAGUUGAAGACUAUGAUGCUAGAGACUUGCGACAUGAGGAUGCAAAUUUGUUGUUUAGAACACAGGAUAAUAAAAUUCGAUUGGUUGUAAGACGAGACAAUAAAAUUGCUAUGAAUUCGGGUAAAUCUAAUCCAAUCUCUUCGCUGCCACCACCAAAUAUUGCAGCAUCAUAUGUACCAUCACCGGAACCUUAUGCUCCAAAUAGCGCUCCAAUACCUUAUCCUCGAGGACAACAUAAUGUGAGAGCUACUUGCAUAUCACCGGUGGAAUCACUUCCACACAGUGAUUUCUCCAAUCAUUAUCAAUCGAAUCAAGGAAAAGCAGAACAACAUAUGAAUUAUCCUCCUCCACCACCACCUAGAAGUUGCUUCAGUCCCCAACUGACUCGAGAUAGUUAUCAAGGUUAUGAUGAAGAAAAUGCUGCUAUUCAAAAUCAGCCAUAUCGAUCAACACCUUUAAUUUUACCAGGUGCCAAAGUUAAUCACCAGCGAAAUUAUCCCACAGAAAGUUAUUUGCGUCAUCAUCCCAACCCUCAAGUUCGUGGUCCACCAACUCAUGAUUUUACUGAUAUUAUGAUGAAACAAAAAGUCGCUGAUAGCGUUUUGAAUCGCUAUGGUACCGAAGCAACCAACGGUCCUAAGCUUGUUCACAAACAAUUCAAUUCACCAAUCGGACUUUACUCAGAUAAUCUUAUUGAGAACACUAUCAAGAAUACUGUUUCACCACCAGCAUCUGUUGUUUCAGCUGGUUCGUCAUCAGUUCCAUCACCAAAUGGAACAUUGAAUCGUCCACAACAAAAUCGUCCGACAAAAAUUCAAGGCAUUUUCAUUGACAUGUCGUUCAUGGAGCAAAAGAAAAGAAUUCUGGCUGAGCAGGAAGAGAUCAAACGUCAGAAACAGCAGAACAAGUCAUACUUUGGAUACUCCCCAAAGCCCCAAUUUAAUCGUCCUCCAACAGCUUCUGCGCCUCCCCAACAAUCGCCUAACUCAAGCUUUCCACCUGCCUUCCGAUCUUUCAAUCACUAAACUCAAAUAAUUUAAUCAAAAUAUCUUUUUCUCAUCUAACAUUAUCCUUAACGACGGAUUUCGAGUGAACCUUUCUUUUAUUAUUUUGUUUUUCGCUGUUUCUUCUCCUUUCUAACAACAUUUAAUACGCAAAAUGUGAGAUUUCAUCAGUCGCAAGUCUCAAAUUCAAAACAAUGUUUGACUCACCUGCAACCUGCACAAAAAAUAAUCACAACGAUGAAUUUAUAUGUUGCACAUUAACUAACAAACACACAAAUAAUUGGCAAUCGAUCGAAUCCAUUAAAAACAUUCGACCAUUAAGCAAAAGAAAUUUUUUCUCUUGUUUUUGGAUUUUUUUUCGACUAAAUUUACAUAAAAAUUUCUCGUUUCCAUUUUCCAUUCUUUCCGUGUUUCAACCAAAAAACAAAAUUUAUCAAACAAAUCAAUUUAUGUUAACACGAUACCAAAGCUACAAGAAAACAGUCGUCUAUGAUCCAUUGAAAAGCGAGACAUAUCGUGCACUCCAAGAGAGUUCUUAUACUGAUGACAGAGUUAGGGAAGUGGCAACACCAGUUCAGCCAAAAGUAUUUCAACCAAAUCGCUUAGUUCCAGGAAAGAAACCAGUUUCGUCUUUCCCACCACCUGAUCCCAUCUCUAGACAUCCUGUGAACUCUUUGGGUGAAUCAACCGACGUCAUUCAUCAAAGCGGAAGCUUCAAGCGAUUAAUGUAUCACGUUUUAGGUGAAACUGAUUAUUAAGUUUGAUGUGCUGUCAUCAUAAAAUAUUAGAAUGAAGCGAAAACAAUUUUGAACUUCUUGCACAACCAUCACGAACGGUCGUUGCAAUGAUGAUGAACUUAAUAAUAUUAAUCAAAAAAAAAUGAAUUUUUAGUUUGAAAAGCUCGUUUUGGAUAAUGCAUAAAAAUGAUUUUAAUUUAAUCAUUUUCCAAUGCACCAGCAACGAUGCUUGAUAAAGUUUUCUUAAUUAAUUAAUUUAUUCUUCUUUCCUUUUCGUUUAUUUUUGCUGAUGAGUGGAAACUCUAGUCAAGUGAAGAAUUAUCUUAAAAAAACAAAAAGUUUGUUGUAAAUCAAUAUGACAUUUGAUAUUUUUCACAAAAUUUUAUCGCAUAAAAUGAUGCAAAAUGUAAAUAAUUAAAUGAAAUCACGAAUGAAAUUAUUUUAUUUUAUUUUGUCAUGUGCAAAACCUUAUUAUGAAACGAAUAAAGAUGUAAACAAUUGCAAAUAAUUUCUU